This is a messenger RNA of Histoplasma capsulatum G186AR, 1440 nucleotides long. RefSeq lists its product as uncharacterized. NCBI's taxonomy places the organism in Eukaryota, Fungi, Ascomycota, Eurotiomycetes, Onygenales, Ajellomycetaceae. The record is from RefSeq and is a predicted model, not a curated record. The coding region runs from base 1 to 1440 and encodes 479 amino acids. The transcript has 3 exons.
AUGGCGUGUCGUAUUUUUCAGCGCUCCUGUCCUGCUUCCAGUGACCCUGCGACGAGGGUAACUGGCGCACACAGGACAAACAAGGAGUCGCGAGUAACAAAACUACCAGGCGCAUGGCGUGCUCAAGAAGGGUUAUCGUUUGAUAUGAUCAUUGGUAGCUGUACUUGUCCUCCAUGCACUCUUCGGGAUUUUAUGAACUAUUUAAAAUAUGUUGAACGGAAUGCGGAGAACUUGCAAUUUUUCCUAUGGUAUCGUGACUAUACUCGACGUUUCGCCUUAAUCGCUGAGAGCCAAAGACAGCUCUCACCAGAGUGGAUUGGAAGGGAGAAGCGACGGGGAGGCACUUCAUCCCAACCCACCCCAACUGAACCACUCUCCCCAGCUAUAACUAUCAUUACUGAAGGACAAUCCGAAUUUACGCAACUUCCCGCAUCUAUCCAUACCGCACCUUUCAGCACACCACCACGAAGUCCCAUUGAUAGUGAUGGUGACUGGAGAACUCCGUCGAGAACAGGGAAGGUUGAGGGUAACUCAAGCCCACGCGUAGAGGCGGGCGGAAAUGAAAACCCAUCUGAUCGAGUGGCCGAAAACGUCGAUUUCGCAAAGUCAGGGUCAUCAUCCGCCGCUGCAAAUAACAAUCCACACCUAACAUUGGGUGAUACGAAACGAAUGAUAAAGAGAGAACAGCCCGGUGAUCAUCAAACACCAGACUUCUCACAACCCUAUCGAAAAGAACUCUGCAGAAUUUACGCGACAUAUAUUGCAGAUGGCGCGAGCCGGCAAUUGAAUUUGACCUCUCAGGAAAGGGAUGAUCUAAUGCACGCCCUGGCUUGCACAACACAUCCAUCAGCGUUUAAACAGGUGGCAUCGCAAGUGGAAUGGACCCUCCGCCAGCAAUCUCACCCUAAUUUUAUUCGCUGGACCAUGAAUAAUUGCAACCGCCAUCGAGUUAUCGCCUCUCGCAUUCUCAGUUGCACCGCGAUGUUUUUUGGCCUGGUAGCUGGUAUUCUUCCAAUAUUCAGUUCCGCUACACGGGCCUGGAGGAUGAUCUCAGCGUUAAGUCUCUUACCCGGCCUAAUUAUUUUUCUAACGUCCUGGGACGGUGCGUGCAUUCUCUUCCUCUUCCUCAAUCGCCGCCAUCUGCAUCCCUGGGAACUCUUCUCCGACGAAGACGAACACGUGCGACUGAAACUAGGGAUGGAAUCCAAGCUCUUCGCAAGCAUCGGCGAAAGCAAUUCGUACGAGGACGAGCCCUGGAUACCCACUUACGAGAAACGCAAAUUCUUCCAAAAAGUUUUCGACCCAGAUACCAGGAUCCAAGACCCGGUGCUUCGUCGCAUACACCUCCUUGUCCUUCUCCGCACUUCCACCGUAGCUGUCAUCGUAACCACCCUCCUCGUCGCUAUAUUUCUCUCCAUACCCAACCGCAAUUAUUUCUGA